AUGACAGAUCCUUCAGUGGUAGAUCACCUGGCACAACUGAAACUCAAGGUCCUAGAAAAGAGACUAGAAAAUGAACAGGAGAACCUGGGGAAGAUGGAGUCACCUCUCCCAACUGCAAGGAACAGACAUGAAUAUAUGCUCCAAAGUGCCCUAAGGCGAAGGAAAGAUCUCCUGCAGGAGCUUAAGGAGCAGCACCUUCUGGAAGAGCUUUCACAGCCCCCUGCACCAGCUGGAGGACGCUGUCAUAACCACAGACCUACCCCCCCACACAUCUACCAGAUACCUUUUCCAGGUCCCCAAGGAGAGCCACCAAGGAUUAUCCAGCAGACGAUGCCACCUCAGCCUGCCACCAUCAUCCAGCAGUUACCUCAGCCGCCCCCCCUGAUCACGCAGAUCCCUCCGGCCCAGCCUUUUGCAGCCCCCCGCUCUGGAAGCAUUAAAGAAGAUAUGGUAGAGAUGAUGCUGAUGCAGAAUGCUCAGAUGCACCAGCUCAUCAUGCAGAACAUGAUGCUGAAGGCUCUGCCACCGAUGGCGUUCACACAGCCUGCUGGAGCCAGCUCUCCCCUGCUUCAGCAUGCACAGCAGGACCUGCAGUUUGCUGCUCCCCUGGCUGUGAAAGCAGAGAGGUCCAGGCCAUCUGCGGUGCACCACCACCACCACUACCCUCCCACAGGGGUGCUCCCCAUGCCCCAUGGGGGUUUCCCGUCCACGUCCAUGGCACAUCACUGGACUGGGAGCAUGCUCCCAGCCCUGCCUACGUGGCCCACAUACUGACAGUACGUGUUCCUCUACAAAUGGACUGUAGCAUUGCUGAGGUCAGCCUGUAUUUGAACAGUUCCUAAAUGAUCUGUCUGAUUGUCAACCUAAUGUCUGUAAGACUGCAUGUUGUUGGUACAAGAAGUGAGCAGGAGAAAGACGGCAGAUGUUCAGAACAAACUUACCAUGCACCUGUUGUCUGCUCACCCAUUUCUGCUAGUUCAGUUGUUUCCUCUCAUCCUCCAAGGCCAGACCAGCCACAAGCAAUCGCCACUUUUGCUGUCUCUUCACAGAAUCAAGAAAACCCAUCCCAAAGUGUCUUGCAGGCCUGGCAGCCCACAGCAGCCCCUGGGCAUAAAAUAAUCUUAACACCAGUGUUAUCUGAGCCCUUGCAAAUGAGUAUGACCCAGCUCCAGGGCUAAGAGUCCCCUUCAUGUGCAAAAGGAGGAAAUGUCCCUUGCAAAGGGGCCUGCUGCUGUCCUGGGGACUAACCCAGGAUGCCUGAAUAAGGGUUUAUCAGCCUGAAGUGUUCCUCCCCCAGCGUUUUUGGGUUUACUCCCUUACAGAUAUACUUGUCCUACAGCAAUUACCUAUCCAGGGAACUAAAGGUGAGCAGGAACAAUCCAAAUGCAAGUUACCUGCAUAGCAGAGAAAAACCCUAGCAUUGGAUUUUCCUGAAGACCAGCACUCUGCCCU
This is a messenger RNA of Haliaeetus leucocephalus (bald eagle), 1452 nucleotides long. RefSeq names its product chromosome unknown open reading frame, human C21orf58. The record is from RefSeq and is a predicted model, not a curated record. Lineage: Eukaryota; Metazoa; Chordata; Aves; Accipitriformes; Accipitridae. The transcript has 8 exons. Bases 1 to 774 code for a protein of 257 amino acids.